UAGCUGUACGCUUGUGCUUAGGGAGAUUCAAGUACGAUUCAAGUUACGUAACGUGCUCAGAGCAACGUUGGGCGGACAGUUUCGCUUCGCCCUUCGAGUGCGAGAUGUCAGCCUCAUGACGUCACUGAGGCAUUGCAUGACGCAUUUUUUUUCGCACCGCGAACACGAGGGCAUAGACGAGGAGUUAAAAUAGGUGAGGGCAGUAGGCGACUGUUGCAAGUGUGUUUAGGCCGUUCUGCCACAACUGGGUCGAUGUUUCAGUAGUUUCAAGGAGUGUUUACUGUAUGCUGUACGAAUCUCCUCUUCAUCAUUUGUGACAGUCCGCAUUAUUCUAUGCAGUCCGUUUUGCGGUUGCAGUGUUGUGCGAGCGUUUCGAUCAGCCAACUUUAUUUCAACUGCAAACGCUGGUUUUAGCGUAGAAUGUCGGAAGCGCUAACGAAUCAUUCGUGGAGACCCGUGAAUCGCAAUCUGUAGGCUGUAAAUGUGGACCAAAGGUGAUGCUGCAAGGUCAGCGGUCUGACACAGUGUCAUCUGUGUGCACAAGUCAUCAUGGUCUCCCCCAUGACACCAGUGUUCACAGAGUCUCCGGAGGCUUUGGUCCCCCUGUACGAAGAGCCACCCGGGAGCCUGGACGAACGGAGGGUAGGGAGACGCCUCCGCCGCCUAUCCCACCGCGUGCCCCCGUGGUGCGGAUUGGCAGCACGUAUGCCUCUCACUGUGCUGCUCCUCUCUCCUCCUUCUCGAAGCCUCCUCCUCUCCCUCCUCAGGGUUCUUCAGCCAGCAGUGCGGAUGACGUGCACUGUUCAAUGACCCUCCUGGAGCGUCUCAUUCGCACCAGCAGUAUCUGGUUUCUGCCAGAUGUGGGCCGUACUGGUGCUGUGCAUUACUUGCAAGGCAAGGAAGUCGGGAACUUCAUAGUACGCCAGUCCAGCAAGAAAGGCACUCUGGCUCUGUCCGUGCGGCUUCCUGUUGAUGCGGGGCCGUACAUCGAGCACUACCUCAUUGAAGCCACAACCGAUGCGAAGCACUGCCUGGAAGGGUCCGAAAACCAUUUCGCCUCAAUACCUGUGCUCAUCUGCCACUACUGCCAGUGCUGUGAUGAAUUACCUGUACAGUUAUGCCUCCCAGUGGUUUUGCUUGAGGCAACUACACGGCAGGAGCUGUCUGCCUUGUCACUCCUGGGCCAAGAGUUGUGGGUGUCAAGCUUGCUCAAGUCUGCUCCGUCAAGUGUGGGGUCCAGCACGUCAUGUGCCUCUUCUCAGGCGUCUCCCAACCCAGACCAUAAUGCUAAUGUCCAUGUGUCAAGUUUUAAGAAGACCACGCCUGCCAACCCAGUGGUCACCUCUCCUGUGGCUGCAGUGAGGCCAAACUUCCUAGCACUUCAGAGUUCCACAGCUGACAUUGGUGAACUUGCAACUCAAGUGCCUGAUCCCCCUUCCCCACCUGCAGAAAGUGAGGCUGGCCUUGUGUCCGAAGUGGCUGGCAGGUCAGCAUUUUAUGUAGGUGUGGACUUAACUCAAAGUGAACCUAGCAAGACUGCACCUAGCAAGACUGCACCUAGCAAGACUGCACCUAGCAAGACUGCACCUAGCAAGACUGCACCUAGCAAGACUCCACCUAGCAAGACUGCACCUAGCAAGACUUCACCUAGCAAGACUUCACCUAGCAAGACUUCACCUAGCAAGAUUGCACCUAGCAAGGCUGCACCCAGCCAAGCUGAACCUUGCAAAUCUGCACCUCUAAAGUCUGCGCCCAACAAGAACAAGCCGUCUCCUCCAGCGGAGGAGGAAAAGCCUCGGUGCCUCAUGAAGCCAUCACCACGCAGGCGGCGGAAACUCCCAGAGUCUUCACCUGAAACUUACUACUCCAGCAGUCUCGCAGACAAAAUCAGCGACUACGAGGACAUUUGGGGCACAACCAAUGGGCGUGGGAGCGACAGUCCUGCUCCUGUACUCUCCACAUUUAAGCCAGAAGGUCUUGUGUGCCAGUCCACGCAGACAGAAGUACACGGUGGCUCCUUGCCCGAGGGAAUCGAUGUUGCUGGACAGAUACGAAGCUUGUCUCGUUCUAUGCCCGGCAUGGUUAAGGAUAAAGCCCAGCAAGGCCAGUUUUCUAGCCCUUUCUAUAGUGAACCGGUGGACUCGCUGUUCCUUGUAGUGUCAUCUGCAGUUGAACCACUGCAGAUUGAUGAGGUGUCACCAUCUGCAGCAGUACAUCGAGAACGACCCUUGAUGCGGCAUUCGGAACCUAAUGUUCACUCUUUGCGAAGCAGUACGCAACGUUCUUCUGACCUGACCACCACAUUUGACGAUACAAACUCAUGCACUUCGGACCACUUGUUGGCAGUGUCUGCGCCAGCUUUGCAUGAUAACUCAGGUGAUGGACCUCCAAGUCGUUGUGGCCGGUCUUGGUCGGUAGACCCCUCUUGGAAAUGGCUUGUGUCAAGUGAGGAUGAGGAUAAUGACAGUACUGCUGGAGACCUAAAGUUUCCCACUGAGGACGUAGACGACUCCGACGUUGGCGGGCUUGAGGAAAAUGUGUCUACAGUGGAAGAGAUCAUUGGCAUCUCCAUGCCGGACUUGAGAGUGCCUCCAGCCCCUACAUUGACAGAAGGCAACGUGCUGAGAGCAUCGCGUUAUGACAACCUUGAUGCGGUGUCGGUAGCUGAGAGUGUGGCUACUGAUGGCAGCAGCAAGAACAACCAUGGUGAAGACGAUGCAUUAACAGAGUUCUGUGAACCUUGGGACAGCCUGCGAUGGGAAAGGCUUCUACGAUUGGUGGAGUCUUCCCCGGAUGCCCCGGAAAGCAAGGCUGAAGAGUCAAAGAUGUCCACCGACUCCUUUGAGACAGCCUCGGCAGUCAGUGGUGAGGACUUGCUUCUUUCCGAGUGUCCGACCCUGGCAUUGGAGCAUAAGCGGUCAAGUGGUUUUCAGGAACAUCUGGAUAUGCUUCUAGCUUCGAGGAAAUUGGGAGGUCUGUACAAGAGGGACUCGACAGUGGGCGCCGAUGUUAAGAGUUAUAUAUUCAAAUUGGUGCAAGAAAGGAACACAACCUUUGCCAUGACAAUAGAGAACUUCAUCCAGUGCACACGCGAGAGCAGUGAAACAUCUCCUGCUGUGGUCAUGCGAAAUAUCCGGCAGUUCAUGAGUGGCAUGAAGAACUAUCUGCUCAAGCAUGGAGAAGGCCAGUUCGAGCAACUGGUGCAAGAAGAACAGUCCAAGCUGAAACCAGAUGAGUUCAUGAACAUUGAUGCAAUCAUCGAAGUGUCGCUGCAUCGCCUGGUCAUCAAGCCUCUGCGGCGAUACCUGUACCAGCUUUUUGUCAAGCAAUACACACAGUCUGGUGCGUUGAAGCUGCUUUCGGACAGCAUGAAGUAUGCCCGCACCAAAACACCUCAGGAGCUUGGAAUAAAGAGUGACUUCGAGCCACCACGGGGCGUCACACUGGAGCUUGUGCAGCAUUUCCUGGUCAAGCUGCAGAAGGCGUACUCACCACUGAGGAAGCUGGAGAAUCUGCUGUCAGCCAUAUCUGUCAUAUAUAGCAGUGUGCAGAGGGACCGCAAGUCGCAACCUGAGGGCGAGUCUUUUUCAUUGGGUGCGGAUGACUUCCUGCCCAUCUUUCUGCACGUUCUGGUACAAUGUGGCCUGGUGUCAGCUGAAGUGGAAGCCGACUACAUGUGGGGGCUGUUGCACCCUUCUCUGCUCACCGGUGAAGGUGGCUACUACCUCACCACCCUGAGCAGUGCCGUGCACGUUCUCAAGUCUUUGCGUGACAGUGAGGACCAGCCUGGUGCUGCUGAUGCUGUGACCACACCCCCGCAGUCUACCGAAGGUUCUUCCUGCAAGGAGGCCUCUGCCCAGCCACCUUUGUUUCGCUACCCUCGAAUGGCUGACCUCCAGGGCUUCAUGCAGAUUGUCAUCCCAGAUGAGCUCAGUGGCAGCAUUGUGGCCAAGACGCUGCCUGUGCUGCCCCACAUGACUGCCAAGGAAGUUCGAAAGAUGAUAGCACACAAGUUCAGGGUCACAAAUCCCGAAGAUUAUGGCCUAUUCAAGCUAGUCAAAGGAGAAGAGACACAGUUGACUGACAACGACUGUCCUCAGGCUAUCAAGGCAGACCUUCUCACGAGUGGUGUUGAGUGCCGCUUUGCUUACAAGCGCUACGAUGUCAAGUUUGUGUGGCCGUUCAGUGACAAGUCAGCUUGACCCAUCGUUUGGUCGACCAGGUCUGCGGGCCUUUGGAGUGCUUCCGAACAAAACUCUCCAGCAUUGCACAUUUUGCUAUUGUGGACUUGCAAUGUGCUCUCGCGUUUGGCUUAUUUGGUGGUAGAUUGUUUGCUCAGCCAGGAAAAAAAAAAAAAAAGACAGAAGUGCACAGGCUGCAGAAUUAUUUGUUUGUGUCCCCCGGUUAUUGGGAUGCAUGAGCUUAUCAUUCCUAGUUGAGAACAGAGCUUGACGUGAAAUAAUGUUCUCGAGGUACGGGUGUACAAUAUUUCAAAUCAAGCAAGACACAUCAUGCAUUCAAAAUUAUGCUCUGUGUGGUCCCUUAGUGGGCUGGCUAGUUGCCCACUUUGUUAGGCCAACACUCCAAGAUGUUUUCACUGCAUGAGAAAAAUUUUGUAAUGCUUGUUUUUAUCAUGUUUUCUGUCCCCAUAUGAACCACUCUUCCUUAUAACAAAGAGGUUUGAGCCUGCAGAGGGAAACAAGCCUGCAGAGGGAAAAUUAUAGAUUUAAAUUUAUGGUACAUGGCCUGCUUUGCUGCCUGUUCCCCCCCAAGUGUCGUAAACAGGCUUUAUUGUUGAGGCUACAACUUUUUGGUUGGGAGGACGCUGCUGUGCAGGCAUAUAUUGUGACAAGGAAGUGCAAAGUAGUGUUUCAUACUUUACUACGACAUCGAGAUGAAUUAACACAGGGUAUGUAGGCUUGCGGUUCAAAUACUCAUGUAUGCAGUUAGACUUAAGAAAUAUUACAGUUAAACCUUGAUACUAUAACGAAGUCACAAAAAUCAUCACAUAGCUUCGUUACAUCGAAAUGCCGUAUAUUUUUGUGUAAGGACGAUAACCCUUGUACUGGCCACACCCCAAGAUGUGGGCCUGAAUAACUCGGGAAACUCGGGGGAAAAAAAAUAUGUAACAAAUUAUCUGUACAUGAGCUGCAUUCCUCUUUCCUGAGAAUACACCAUGCCAGUUGCAACAGGUAGCACAUACCGCACUAUCCCUGUGCUGCAUCAACCUGAUGCAUAGAGGUGUCUCAGUCUGUUCUAUGGUUGUUUCUGCAGUUGAUAGUCUAUAGGCUGGAAGCUCAGAGACUUAAGUGUUGGCAACACCACGAAAUUUUUUUCCCAGAUGACUUGCAGCUUGUCCUAUCACGCUUUCCACCCAUGCUGUUUGUAAGAGACAGCUCUUGCAGCUGCACACCAUCCUGAGCCUCAUGUGCGCCAAACGCUUCAUGCAUAAUUUGUAUGCACUGUGAAAAGUAAGAGAGUGUUACCAACUGCAACAUUCCGUACACAUUUUGCAUGAAAACCUCUGUAGCUUUUCUAAAUCCUGCAGCCCCUUCACCUUUGAACAGCACUUCGCUGAUGCGGUGCAUAAAGGUGUUUUUGUUUCCUUUUUGACUGUGUCCGUAGUUGAUUGAAGCUCGAGUGAAGUCGUUUGAAGCUAGUUCAGAGUGAAGCUCAUUGACUAAGUAUCAUCAAAAUUCGUAUCCCUGUGGCCUCCGGUGUGUCCUGUCAUGUACGUUCAUACAGCAUAUGUAUACUGCUUUCCGUAGGAAGCGCCUGUCACUGCAUUUUACACUAACCAUCACGCACGGGCUCUGCGCUUUAUGAGCACUCUACAUGUUUGCGCCAUGAGCCUUCAUCACUUACGCACUACCUGAAGCGUACGUAAGCACUAUCAAGUAAAACGCUUGUUUCACUUCUCGCUUGAAGACUGCAGUAGCUUUUUAUUGCACAAACUUGCAGGCUAUGCAAUGUCAGAGCUUGCAUCUGAAAAUGGCAUUACCUUGUAAUACUAUCGUAGUACAUCAGCAAAGAACCGUAUGCAAAUAAAUCGUUUAGGCACUGGCACUCGCAAUACGGUUUCCAUUUAAUGCCUCGCUCAUUUGAGACUGAAGUCAAGUAUUGAAACUGCAGAUAAACACACUUGCAUUAUCUUAAAACUAAAAAUGCAUGGCUUUCUAUGAACAAUGUUUUAUAAAAAGUAAAAAUUAGUCAUUACAUCAAGAAUUUUUAUGCAUUGAAACUCGUUACAUUCAGGUAUAACUGUGCCUGUGAAGCCGCAAAUACAGCUUUUGACCAUUCUAUGUACUACCACUAGUGUCAGGCAUGAAAAGGUUUUACUGCAUUAGGCUCUCAAACAAGGUGUAACUGCAGCAGUUCUUUGGCAAUCCGCACUACUCAUUAUUAGCAGCCUUUAAGCACAAACACAAGAAAGUUGCUACAACGAAAUUGCGCAAAGAAGGCCUGCAAUUGUGCAAGGCUGUUUUUUUUUUUUUUGUGGCACAUACAGGGUGUUUUUCUCUUCUUUACAAAAAAACAACAACAAAAAAAGACUACUUUAUCUCGAUUCAAUGUUCAUGGCUGUGUUAGUAAAAGUGAUGGCCAUCAAGAAAGAGAGUAGGUUGUGAUACUUCGCUGUUGCCAGAGAUUAGUUUCCAGUUUCAUUGUCUUAAUAGCCCAUUUUGUGUAAUAUUCACCUGUUCAGCUAAUCUCAGUGCUUUGUAACAUAAUCAAGAAAUGGAAGCUGCAUGUCUCGUAAAUGAGCAGUUACUCAGCUUGGGUGUUUAUGUAAAGAAGUUGGUUUUAAUUGGUUGUGAGAUGUUGAAUUAACAUAGGUUCUUUUAAGAAACACCUCUGGAAGUUUGUCUAGCUGUACUAGUUGUGCACGACUGCUUGAAAAGAACACUGGGUACGUCUCAUUUAUGAAGUACGUAAUAUGAAGAUGCUCUGAGGAAGCUGUAGGCAAUUAAGUUUUUCUGCUUGAACCUUUCUCAGCCUCAUUAAUCCAAACUUGUUUCAUCUUGAACCAUUGCAAAGGGUCUGGCUUCUCACCUGGAAUGUGGGUGUAAUGUCUCUUGUCAUCUGAGGUGUAUAAUAGUUGAUGUGUCAUGUUUAUUUGGUAAUUGUUAUCUUAGUUAGCAGCUUGGAAGUCUGCUUCCAACUACAUUAUUUUUUGCAUGUCCUUGAAAACACCAACAAAAUUCAUAAUUCAUUUCAUCCUCUCAUUGGUAGAACAUAUAAGCAACUUCAUAAGGAAGACACUGAGUAAUAAUAAAUUGCAGCUUUUCUUUAUGAAUUUUCUUUUACAACUUCUCCUCCUGUACAUUUUAAAAACAGGAGGGAGUACCACAGUCACCAGCAUAGCCACAGCAAGCUGAAUUCAGCAAUGCACACAUAGUCAACAUUGUGACAUUUUGUUUCAAUCACCUUGAGUGAAAAUUUAGUGAGCUGAAAUGAUUUAGGGAAGUGACAAUGUAAGAAAAAGAACUUGCGUACAGUGUGAAAAUAUAUAAUCAUUCAGGGUAGGUGAACUUGCACGCAACAACGAAACCAAGCAGGAAUUUUGGGUGAUGAAUGCUAGAUGCUGCCAUGCUAAUUCUCUUUUUUUCUAAGCCAAAUUGUGUGCUUAGAAAAGAAGAGUAAAAUCUGAUAGUGCUUAGUAAAGUGUGUCUCUAGCGCUUUGCGUGUUGUGCUGUCUUUUGUGUAAAUAAGUUGUCAUCCUGAAGCUGCAUUUGUAGCAUUUUGCACUUUUACAGAGCUGAUGGCACCAUGUGAGAAUGACAUACCUACUUUCCUUGAAUUGUCGACUGGACUGCUGAUGGUUGUGUAUGCAAGGCUUCAUUCAGCAAAGUAACCGUAACAUGGUACAGACUUGGCUGCUAUAAUGGCUGUUGACACAAGCUAAAUUGUACUUUGUUGGCUACAGUAAGCUGACCAUCAAGGAAUGUAACUCGCCAUUAAAAGAAGGUGCGUGUGAGCCAAGGAUUAUGUAGAAGUGCAAAAUGCCACAAAGUGAAAGCAAAGCCUUCACAUUUUGGCGUGAUGGAGAAUUGUUCUCAGCGUAGAUGUCUAUGCAGACCCCAGGGCAGCUCAUUAAAAUGCCUGUCACUGGCAGUCUGUCUUUGCUCCACUGAAGUACUAUCUACUGUCCGAAAAGCAGUGAAACCCUUUGAAAACGUUCAACUUCUUUGCCCACCAUCAAACAGUUGCUAUUGAUGCUAGUAGCACCCCAUCUUUGUAACCUCAUGGAGUACAGGAGCUCUACAAGCCUAAGACUGGGUUUACACUAAAUGUUGGUGUUUGUUUAAGCUAUAUCUGCAUGCUUGCCGUCCAAUAGCAAAUUACAUGCUGUAUUUCAUUGUCAUGGGUGCUCUUGAUAACUGCUGGCUGAAUGCACUUAAGACGGCAGUGUUGUAGCAGUUCAUAUAAGUGUCUAGUCCGUUAGCGUGUAGCAUCUGGUGUAUAUGCAAAUGACGACCGUCCCACUUUGGAAAGAAAACUGACUGUUUAUUUUAUGUAUGUGACCAUUUCGUUGCUUCUGGAGAUUACAGUUGUCUACUAUGGUAUACUUGAACAGGUAACUGACGUUACAAAUUAAGCAAUGUGUUUUUCGGAUCAUAUGUAGUGCAGGUGUUUUGCGAAACUGGUGCCUUAGGCAUCUGGAGCCUGGAACGGACUUGAAAUAACUUGCAUGCUCUAUUUUGAUACAAGGGCCAUAAUGCACUCACAUAUGGUUCAGAUGGUUUCCACCAAGUCACACUUUUAGCAUAGGUGAAAAUACCUUCCAACUAGAGUUUCAUACCCUCAAUGUCUUUAUUCCACGGAAAUUAGUUUCGUUCAUAUGUCAGUGUCCUGCUGGGGAAUGUUUGGUGGAAGUGCAGUUUUUUUUUUUUUUUUUAUCUCCUUCAGCAAAAGGUGUUGUCUAGUUUUUAUUUUUCACGCUAUAACUUAACAUAAGAAAUUAUACAAUGAAUCAUUAUCAUUUUCACACACUGUGCACCAGCAUUGCUAAAAGUGUUCUGUGUUUUUGUGAAUUGAUUUUUAGAAACCUUAACAUUGCAGAUUAUAUGUACAUAAUAUCCAUAACAAUUGCUUCUUUCAGUAAACGGUUGUUUUAAGAUUUUUUGCCAAGCUUGCUUGUGCAUGCAGCGGCCUGUACGCAGUACAUUGUGAUUUUUUUGCUAGGUGUGUGGAUAGCAGUGUGCUGGCAUUGCUACAAAGUAGAAGAUUAAUGUUAAUUGUUUAAGUACCAUGAACGAUCUGCCCACAACACUGUUUGUACCCCUCACUCUGAGGACUUGGCUAAAAACAAAGUCGAGCCGGAAAAGCAAUUGUUCUUUACCAAAACUUUGUAUUGAAAAAUACUAUACCAGGCAACAGUUAAGACUGACAAUCAGCAACUGGUGCCUCAAAUUCACAUCGUCCAGGUUGUGGCUGCACCCAAAACUUGGCACCAAGCAGCGGAUUACUCAGUACUCAUGAUAUAGAUGCAGAAGUGUGAGCUUGUGCUCACAUGGCAACAGUACAGCAACAGAGUUGUAUUUUUGUUUUUAGUUUUUAGAUUAUGAUGGUGAGUGCCUUCUCAAUGUGCACACAACUUGAUUAAAAUCGACUUGAGAGCCAACUGCAUGACUUCAGUUCACUGGUGUGCCUUUGGUUACUGGGGAAGCUAUCUUGAGUGCCAGCUCACGAAAUGUCUUAAAAUUUGGUAAAGAGCCCCUGAAAUAACAGCAGAAAUGACAAUGUCCAAGAGUGCCUUCCUGUAUAGCAAGGCAUCAAGCCAGACAACAAUUGUAAGUCAAGUUAUCGCUGACAGCAAUCAAUUAAAGAGUACAGCCGUAGUAUAACAUAAACAUUGAUCUGCCCACUAUACAGUGGACUUCCUCCUUUCAGAAGCAAGUACAUGCAUACCUUCCAAGCCUUCGAGUUUCCACAUACUUUCUGUAAAUUUUCAGCAAAUUGGGGGGCAGGAUACUUUAUAAGUGUGACAAACUGGCAUGCAAGCCUGCUUUGUUUGCCAUGUUCAAUUAGCAUGAGCAAGUUUGGCUUAAGAACUGCAGCAUAUUCCUGAUUCCCAAAGCAGUAUGUGUUCUUGACAAUUAUUGUCAACAACUUAUACUGCUUUGGGAAUUGAAGCUAUUUGCUGCGUUUCCUAUCACACACAUAGUCGUCAUGAGCAAGUCUAAAUUGUGUCUCGAGCACUAUAGCAUGUAGAAUGAGUUGGAUGAGCAGGAAUUAUUUUACUAGAGUGAAAAAAUGUGUAAUAUGUUGCUGAUCAUGCUGAAUUUUUCUGUAGCGCCUGUAGUGGGGAAUCGAUUGUUGCACGCCUAACGAUUUAAUAAGUGCUUGACAGUUUUUGGAAGUUGUGCUUCUAAUUGAGCACUUAUGGGAGGCUUGUCUAUUUUUAAUGCUUCUGCUGUACAAAACAUGUCCGUGGUAGACCAGUAUCAGUAUGAAAUUGCAUGAGUGCUACCUCACUGAUGUGGGGGAAAGGCUGUGUGCCAUGUUUAAUACCAUUGCAGGAAAAACAUGAUGCAAGCUUGUUGCUCUUGGUGUCUGUCAGUGUGCAAUUUGCUUUAUGUGUAUGGUGAGCAGACUUUUUUGGAUUAUCUAGGGGGAAAGGAUAGAGAUAUAUAGGAGCGGGGGUGGUUACUCUAUCAUACGCUUAGAUGUGGAGCCUUGGGACUUCGCAAUGAGUGUAGCUUGGCAAACAUUUUCUCUCUUCUUUAUAUACAUUGCUUCCAGCACAGACGUGAUAUUUGGAACUGGCUGUGUGUAUGCAAGCAGGCACCAGAUUUAUUUUGUAGACGAGACAGAAGUGUUCUGUUUCGAAUUUACCUUUGCCCUCUGCAUUACCAUAAACUGGCUGGUGAAGUUAAAUUUGAUGCUUUGGCUGUACACAGGCUGGUGCCAGUGCUGUCUAAAUGUUUGAAGUAGGCCAUGUAAAUUUUUGCAUUCCUUUGCCAAGGUCAGUUUAACAAGAUCGCAUUGAUAGUUUACUUGCAGCAUUGAGUGCCAGCGCAUAUGUUUUCCAAUUACGAGCCUCUCUCACUGGUACAGCUUGGUCCAAGCCGUGAGGAUGAAAGUACAGCACACAUGAAACCAGGAUAUGUUAUACCUAUAUCAGCCUGUCUGGUCACUUUACAGAUAUGCAACUGCUAAUCGUCCUGCUGGCCAUGGCGUAUUCUGUUCUGUGAUUUCAUAUUUUAUUGAUAACCGUUUUAGCAUAACUUGCACUGGUGAUCUGUUCAGGUGUAUCUCACUUUUGUCCUGUUCUGUGUUUCAUGCUUAGAAAUGGUGCAUGUAAUUAAACAAGCGUACUCGUAAAUACUCUACUGUGCUGAUGUAUAGGCUGCCUUCCUUGUGUCAACUUUUUCUGUGAUCGACAAAGCCGAGUGUGAGGUUGUCUUGUACACCUGACAUUUUAAGCCUAUGCAACGUUUUAGGUAUAUGAAGUGUGCUGUACAUGACACUAUUUUUUACAGCUUUUUAUCUUGUAGCUUGUUUGUUUCAUGUGACUGCCGUGUUCAUUGCUGCUAUGCUGCAGCCAUGUCUGUUUCCUGGACAUGGUUUAUUAUGAGCCUCUCAUAGUAUUUACAUGACUCCCGCUACCUUGCGUUUUGUGAAUUUGUUGUUUUGACACCAACAUUUCUCUCUGCUUUUUGACUGCCGUGACUGGGCUGGAUUGGCUGUAAUUUUGGCAGUGGUGUUCUUGUUUGCAGGCGAACAAGCUAAGGUUACAAUGAAUAUAUUGGUGGGCAUCACUUCAGUGCCUGAAUAAACUUCCUCGGGCAAA
Molecule: messenger RNA, 11794 nt
Organism: Dermacentor silvarum
Lineage: Eukaryota; Metazoa; Arthropoda; Arachnida; Ixodida; Ixodidae
Gene: spri
Product: protein sprint
Exons: 19
Coding region: 498-4202 (1234 amino acids)
Biological process (GO): vesicle-mediated transport; signal transduction
Cellular component (GO): endocytic vesicle; cytosol
Molecular function (GO): guanyl-nucleotide exchange factor activity; small GTPase binding
Source: RefSeq, a predicted model, not a curated record